AUGGACAAUAUAAAAAUAGAUAUAACACAAUAAUAAAAAGAAUACUUAAUAAAAAUAAUAGAAACAUCCAAACAUUUUUUCUAAAAACUUUUAAAAGUUUACCCGAUAAAAGGAAAUAACAUUUAUUCUUCAUAUUGGCCUGACGACUGUUUAGGUACUGAAAUUCCUUAAUCUUAUAAAAGAGUAGGAAUUCCCGAUUCGGAUUUAAACUUACACAUAAUUUAUAAUAAUGAUGAUAAUGGAGUAAUUGCUGACGCAGUCUAUUGUUCAAUGUCAGAUGAAGGAAUAACAAGACCUACUUUUGGAGAAGUAAAUUUUAACAUAUAAAAUAUAUUAAAAACAGAAGAAACUCCAGUAACUUUCAAAAUUGAUUUAGACUCGACAAUACAUGAAAUUUUACAUGUUGUCGGUUUUUCAUUGAACUCUAUGUAUUAUUGGAUAAAUCCUGAAACUAACAAUAUCUAUAAAUUUAGCUAUGAAGAAAAAUUAUAAAAAGUAAAAACAAUCAGAAAUAUAAAAACUGUACUUUUAACAUCGAAAAAUGUAGUAGAAGUUACUAGAAAAUAUUAUAAUUGUCCAACAGCUGAAGGUAUGCAAAUUGAAAAUUAAGGUGAUAUAGGUUCAAUUGGCUCUCAUUGGGAAAGAACCAUUCUUUAUAAUGAAUAUAUGACUUCCUCUAGAAUUACUGUAAAUAAGGUUUUUUCUAUAUUUACAAUUGCUGCUUUGAAAGAUACUGGAUUUUACCCUGAAGUAAAUGAUAAUAUGGCUGACUAGAUUUAUUGGGGAAAAGGAAAAGGUUGUGAAUUUUUUGAAAAUGCUUGUUAUAGUUAAACUUAAUUCCCUGAAUUUUAUUAUAAGUCUGACGAUGAAUAUUAAUGCUCAUUUGAAAAUGAAGGUCUAGGUUUACCUGAUGUUGACUAAUUUUGUGAUGGAUAUGCCAUUUAUUCAAAUGUUCCUCCGAUGCAUCUUAAAUAACUAUUAAAUUUCCCAGCAUUUAAACAUGAAAUUAUAUGUGGAAAAGGAGACUAAGGUAAAUAAAUAGACAUUGAUAAAACUCAAUAAAAAGCUAGAGGUUAAUUAACAUGUCCUUUAGAUUAUAAUAGAUUUUGUAAUUAUACUCCUUUAUGUCCCAAUUACUGUUAUUCAAACGGAGUCUGUGUGAACGGUCAAUGUAUCUGCAAAACAGGAUAUGGAGGUGUCGAUUGUUCUAUAUAAUGCUCCGGAGUAGUCUUUAAUUCUAAGUGUUUAGAAUAGUCAUAAUGUCCUUCAGGUUUCUUUUUGAACCCAGAUAAUACUUGUAAAUUAGAUUGUGCUUUCGGCUAUUUCGAAUAUGAUGGAAAAUGCAAACCAUGUAAUAUUGAUUGCUCUAGAUGUACAGGACCAUCAGAUAAAUAGUGUACUAAGUGUUAGUUUUUGAAAUUAUUGCAAGAAAAUUAGUGUGUGGAUAAAUGUGAUGAGAAAUAAGGAUAUUCACCUAAUUAUGAUUUGGGUAUUUGCGAGAUUAAAUAUUUUUAAUGUAAAGGAAAUUGCGAAACUUGUGAAUAAUAAAAUUCUACUGUUUGUUUGUCUUGUAAAAAAGGCUUUUUUAAAUAAGAUGAUAAGUAGUGCUCAAGCAAAUGUCCUUAAGGACUUGUCGGAAACUAAGAAACAUAAGAAUGUGUAAGACCUUCUGUUGGAUGUCUUUAAUAAAAUGAUUCUAGUACAUGUAAUAUAUGUGAUACUAGUAAAGGAUAUAGAUUAGGUUCAGAUAAAAAGUGUACUUUGUGUAAGUAAAAUUGUUCCUAAUGUAAUCCUAAAAAUGUAGAAGAGUGUUUAGUUUGUGACGGAAAUAAAUUCCAAAUUUACGGUACUAGUUGUGUAGAAAGAUGUCCAGAUUCUAGUUUUUUAUCUAAUAUUAGUGGAAAAUGUGAAAAUUGUUCUCAAAAAUGUUAAUAAUGUAAUUAAUCAGGUUGUAUAAAAUGCGAAGAAGGCUAUUAUAUUGAUACUAAAACAAAAAAGUGUGCUUAGUGUUCUUCUAAAUAUACUAAUUGUUAAUCAUGUGAUAGUCUAUCUUGUAAAAAAUGUAAUAAUGGAUAUUAAUUUGAUCCUUUAAAAAAAUAAUGCUAAUAAAUCUCUGUUAAAUCUGGAACUAUUGUAAAAACUGGAACUACUGUAAAAACUGGAACUACUGGCACUACUGGAACUAAUAUAAAAAAUGGAACAACUGGAACUACUGUAAAAAAUGGAACAACUGGAACUACUGUAAAAAAUGGAACUACUGGAACUACUGUAAAAACUGGAACUACUGGAACUACUGGAGCUACUGGAACUACUGGAACUGCUGGAACUACUAAAACUACUGUAAAAACUGGAACUACUGGAGCUACUGGAACUGCUGGAACUACUAGAACUACUGCAAAAACUCGAACUACUGGAACUACUGGAGCUACUGGAACUACUGGAACUGCUGGAACUACUGGAACUACUGGAACUACUGUAAAAACUGGAACUACUGUAAAAACUGGAACUACUGUAAAAACUGGAACUACUGGAAAAACUGGAACUACUGGAAAAACUAGUAAUACUGGAGUUACAGGAAACAAAGGAAAUACUGGAAUACAAGGAAAUAAAGGAAUAUAAUGCCCAACCGGAUGUAAAGAAUGUAAAUAAUCUGGACAAUGCUUAUCAUGUAAUUAAGGUUUAAUUUUUGAUAAUAGCACGAAAUAAUGCGUUAUUUGCUUAAAAAAAUACAGUGAUUGUAAAGAAUGUACGGAAACUAAAUGCACAUAAUGUGUUUCUGGAUAUACAUAUAAUGAUUAUUAAGGAGUCUUUGGUUUUUUUAUUGUAUAUGUUUUAUUUGGAUUAUUACUGUGA
Molecule: messenger RNA, 2853 nt
Organism: Ichthyophthirius multifiliis
Lineage: Eukaryota; Ciliophora; Oligohymenophorea; Hymenostomatida
Product: leishmanolysin family protein, putative
Exons: 4
Biological process (GO): proteolysis; cell adhesion
Cellular component (GO): membrane; cytoplasm
Molecular function (GO): metalloendopeptidase activity
Source: RefSeq, a predicted model, not a curated record